AUGAGCUGGGCAGCGGUAGUUAAUCAUUUUAAGCAAACUUGGCUUACUACAUUGCUAAGUUUAGUUUUAUUUUCUGGAGUUACUUAUUUUUUAAUAUGGGCUGAGUGCCACACCAUUCAAAGUAAUCUUGUACUAGAUGAGCUGGUAUUUGCUGCAGAAAGUAUUGAUGUUCACACCAAUGACGAAGCAGAGAGAUAUGAAGGACGAGUGGUGCACAUAAUAGGGCCUCUUAGAAUACUCGAACCUAUCUCAGAGCCUGAUUAUAACAUCCAUGUACAAGCUGUAAAGUUGAGGAAGAGAGUUCAGAUGUAUCAAUGGAUUGAAGAAACUACUGAAACAGAUAAUUUUUUGAGUGAACCAGCUGAAGAAUCUCAAAAGACGUACUGGUAUCAUAAAGACUGGCGAGACUAUGUAGUCGACUCUGCAUUGUUCUACAUAAGACCUGGUCAUCAUAACCCAACAUCAAUGCCUUUGUUCAGUGAGACGCAUAUAGCAGAGAAUGUAAAGAUCGGUUGGAUGCAUUUAGGCUUAGAUGUAAAACGAAAAGUAAAUGACUAUUAUGAAAUAUGGUCAGAUUCGAGACCAGACAGAAGUGACAUCAAGUUACACUCAGGUUUCUACUACCAUGGGAACAGUGCUUUGGAACAUGAAAUAGGUGAUCUUCGAAUUCAUUUCUCUUUUGCGGGACGAGAGGAUGACAUUUACACAGCCGUUGGUGUUGUGGAACGAGGUGUUCUCCAGCCCUACAGUCCGAAGAACUUCCCAACAGCUGAUCCAUUGUCACUCAUGAGGAAAGGUUCAUAUAGUUUGAAACAGUUGUAUGAUCUAGAGAAACAUCAUGCAAACACUCACACUUGGAAGUACAGAUUGUUGGGUUUGAUACAAGUGUUUGCAUCGGCAAUGACGUUACAUCCUGAAUGGCUGACAAUGUUUAUGCAAUGUGAAUGGAUAUCAAAUAAUUUGAGACGCUGUACAAGAAUUUGGAUUAAUUUCAUUCUUUCCUUUUCAUACACAUUAUUCGUUAUUUCCCUGCCAUGGUUCUUAUACAAACCGUCUUUCGGAGUGAUGGUGCUGGGUGUAGGGCUGCUACCAAUAUUACACUACUCGAAUAUACUUACACGGGACCAGCCCGCACGGUAUUUCCGAUGGGAGGAUCGUUAAGGUUUAUAAUAAUGAAAGCAAACUUUUUAUCGUUGAUUAGAAAAAAAAUUAAACGAGACGUUUCCAGUGUCACUUACUAAUAGUGAUAUUAAGAUUGUAAUUGCUAAAAAAAUUAAAAAUGUACGUGACUAUAAAUGAUGUCAUUUCUAAAAUGUUUUCAUUUUAAAUUAUAAAAUAGGUAUUUCAAACUGU
Molecule: messenger RNA, 1353 nt
Organism: Melitaea cinxia (Glanville fritillary)
Lineage: Eukaryota; Metazoa; Arthropoda; Insecta; Lepidoptera; Nymphalidae
Gene: Tmem43
Product: transmembrane protein 43 homolog
Exons: 7
Coding region: 1-1161 (386 amino acids)
Biological process (GO): nuclear membrane organization
Cellular component (GO): nuclear inner membrane
Source: RefSeq, a predicted model, not a curated record